Molecule: messenger RNA, 655 nt
Organism: Helianthus annuus (common sunflower)
Lineage: Eukaryota; Viridiplantae; Streptophyta; Magnoliopsida; Asterales; Asteraceae
Product: probable receptor-like protein kinase At5g38990
Exons: 1
Coding region: 1-633 (210 amino acids)
Biological process (GO): protein autophosphorylation
Cellular component (GO): plasma membrane; plasmodesma
Molecular function (GO): transmembrane receptor protein tyrosine kinase activity; ATP binding
Source: RefSeq, a predicted model, not a curated record
AUGGACUCUGGAACCGGAGAUUCAUCUAUUUCAGCACAUCAAUGUGUCCGUUUUUCUCUAGCAGAUAUUCAGUCUGCAACUAAUAACUUUGAUGAUGUGCUAAUCAUUGGACAUGGAGGAUUCGGAAAGGUGUACAAAGGUUGUUUUCAUACAGAUGAAACUAGUCAGGUAGUGGCGGUCAAACGGCUGGAUCCUAUGUCCAAUCAUGGGGCACGAGAAUUUAGGGCUGAAAUCGAGAUGCUCUCUAAGUUGCGUCACCGUCACUUGGUGUCUCUUAUCGGUUUUUGUGAUGAUAACAAGGAGAUGAUCCUUGUUUAUGAGUAUAUUCCACUUGGCACCCUAUACGAACAUCUACACCUAGCUUAUACUCCUUUAAGUUGGGUGGAACGUGCCAAGAUAGCAAUAGGUGCUGCACGUGGGUUGGACUACCUUCACACAGGCACCCUACAAGGAGUCAUACACCGUGACGUAAAGAGUUCAAACAUUCUUAUAGAUGAAAACUGGGCGGCUAGGAUUUCAGAUUUUGGGCUGUCCAAAAUAGGCCCAACCAAUCAGUCGAUUUCUUAUGUUGAUGCGAGUGUCAAAGGUACAUUCGGGUAUCUUGAUCUAGAGUAUUUCUAUAUUGAAAAAUAACAAGGAAGACAAAUGUGUAUGC